GGGGUAUAAUGGAGAAAUGAAAUACAUAACCACGAAAAAAUCACCAAAUCCGUGGUUACAAAAAUUGGGACUUUUCAUGAUUAUAUAAUCAUAGAAUGAACCAUAGGUUUACAACACUAUACCACAUAAUUUUAAGAAUAAUGGAAACAAACAUGGUUUCAUAGAAAACCAUACAUUAAUGAACCACGGGAAACCACCAUCCAAACAGGGGUAGGACUCUUUUUGAGUUAAAUAUUCAAUUAUGUAGGACAGCCUCUUCCAAGAAAGAUCUAUCGUCAAUGGACCAUUCUACUGGAAUCUUUUGCCAUGCUAUUUAACUUGUUGCUUUUCCUUAACUUUAGACUUUUGUUACAUAAUUUUUGACCAUUUCAUUCAUACAAAAGGAGGUAAGUCAGUUGACCAAAUGCAUUAACAGUGUAAAAUUAUACUGUCAGUUGAUUUUAACUUUUGACAGUAGGUCAAUACUAUUUUAACCAAAUCACCAAUUAAUGCUUAUAAGGAAAUUUACCUGUAAUUUCAUAACAAGUGACUUCAUUGUGUAAAAUAUAUUUUACACUGUGUAAUAGUAUGAAUCUUCCUAACCCUGCACCUCUUAAAAGGUGGUUUUCUAUUGAAAAGAAAAAUAAUGAGAAGAAGAUUCAUAAAAAGUGGUGCUCCACCCCUUCCUUUAUGCUGAGAUUGGCAUUUGUCUUUUGAAUAUUCCCCUAAACUUGCAAAAGACGUGUUACAAAGUGUUUAUCCAUAUUUUUUAAAGAAGUUAGCAACAAAAUUUAUUUCAUUUUUUUUUGAAGUUACGGUGUAAAUGUGUUUUCUAAAAAUAUUAUUGGACAGUCUCGCCUUCCAUGCAUAAAACACGCACAUAUCUCGACAUGAGUGAAUUUCCCAAUCUGCAUAAUGCCUAGUACUUUCAAUAAUAUCCCACCAUGCAUGUCGAGUAUGCUAGUACCCUUCGUUCUUUUCUUGUUCAUCAGCCAAAUAUGUUGUAGUGUAAGAAGCACACCUCUUGGAAAUGACUGCCCAAACACAACUACCUACAGUCCAUAUAGCUCGUAUCGUUCUAACCUCGAGUCGCUACUAGCAACCCUUUCAUCUAAUGCCAAUGGUGGAAAAAGUUAUUACAACUCCACUUCUGGCGGUGAAGAUGGUUCUGAAAAAAUUUAUGGCAUGUUUUUGGGUAGAGGUGACGUCUCCGAGGAUGAAUGCCAAGAUUGUAUGACUGGUGCUACUGCAGAAAUAAUUCAGUAUUGCCCCAAAUUAAAAAUAGCUAUGGUUUAUUAUGAGCAUUGCUUCUUACGAUAUUCAAAUCAAUCAACAUAUCCCGAGCCAGAUCCAUCCAUAUUUACCAAUCCAAAUAAAUCCAGCAGUUACGUGCUACGUAAUGGUUGCACAAUUAACAUUGAACCACAUAGGUUCAGCCAGCAGCUAAGAGACAUGAUGGAUGAAAUUGCGACUGCUAUUGACCACUGGGGUAAAAGAUUUUUAACUAAAGAAACCAAUUUCACUAAUGAGAAAACGAUAUAUACCCUUGCUCAGUGCAUUCCUGAUCUUUCAGCUUCUGACUGCCUAAAGUGCCUUAAAACUGUGAUAACCAAGUUCCCAGUCUGCUGCUAUGGGCGACGGGGUGCUAGAAUUUACUACCCUAGCUGUAAUAUUAGGUAUGAGGAGUAUCUUUUCUACAAAAUCAAAACAGUACCUGUGUCUCCUCCUGCUCCAUCCAAAAAUAAAGGUAGAGUUUGCUAAUACUAUAUGCCUACAUAAUAGCUUGAAGAUGACUAGUUUUCUUCAUGUUUAAUCCAUGGCAGGAUAUACCUACACCAUAGAUCACUUUAUUGCUUUCAUACCUCUAUGUACAUCAUUAUGGUUGAUGAUUUAAAACCAC
Molecule: messenger RNA, 1879 nt
Organism: Lycium barbarum (goji berry)
Lineage: Eukaryota; Viridiplantae; Streptophyta; Magnoliopsida; Solanales; Solanaceae
Product: cysteine-rich receptor-like protein kinase 25
Exons: 1
Coding region: 895-1740 (281 amino acids)
Source: RefSeq, a predicted model, not a curated record